CGGCGACAGGAGGUGGCUAGAGCCCGCUCCGGUCGGAUCUGCAGCUCCGGCGCCCCGUCUCUGCCGGUACAGCCCAGCCCAGCCCGGCCAUGCCGCUGCCCCGUGCCCCGCUCCGCGCCGCGCUGCUGCUGCUCGGCCUCCUCCUGCGAGCCGCCGCCGCGGAGUCGGUGAGAGAAACUGAGACCAUGGAUGCUGGAUGGCUUGACUACCCUGCCUCUGGGGAUUUGCCAGAUGAUGAAGACAUUGGUGAAUUCAGGCCUCACUUAACUGCUGAUGGGUUGGACAUAGAUGAGUCAUCUGGAUCUGGAGACUACUCAGACUCUGAAGAAGGCAUAUAUCUGACCACCAUGGAUACUCCUCUGAUAUCUGACAACUAUAUCCCUGGAGAUACUGGGAGAAAGAUAGAAGGUGAGAAGAAAAACACAAUGGUGGACAAUGAAAUCAUUCCAGACAAAGCUGUACCUGUCGAAGAGAACCUGUCCAACAAGAUCUCCAUGGCAAGCACAGCCAACAGCAGCAUCUUUGAAAGAACAGAAGUCCUUACAGCUCUCAUUGCAGGAGGAGCAGUGGGCCUCCUGUUUGCCAUCUUCCUAAUCCUCCUCUUGGUCUAUCGCAUGAAGAAAAAGGACGAGGGCAGUUACGACCUGGGGAAGAAACCCAUCUACAAGAAAGCCCCCACAAACGAGUUCUAUGCUUAAAGCUCAGCAGCACCUUGUGCCCAUCAAGGGACAAACAAACUGUAUGGAAACACUGUGCCCUCAGAUGAGAUGUGCUGAACAAAUGCUCUUUUUGGAUUGAAUUUCAAAGUGACUUUGAGAGAAAAAAAAAAAACAAACUUCCUUCGUGACCCUUCCCAUCCUGCUCAGCUAACAAGGGCCCAAUGAAAUACAAAGAGUCUGAAAAAAAAAAAAAACAACUCAGUGUAUUUUUUUUUUUCCUAAGCUAGUGUAAAAAGAAUAAAGAUGCCAAAUUUUCUGCUUGGUUUUAUAGAGGGUAUAUAAACACAAACCAGACUGUAUGGAAGCAAACACCAUGUGUUUGCAUCCAGCGUGCUGUGUUGGGAUUGGCUGCUUCUAUAGAAGAUGGCUUUUUUUAUAAAUCUCGCUACUAGAUGUCUUGCAGGCUGUUGAUGUGAAGCAUUUUUGUGGAGAACUAUUUAUGAAUCUCUUACACUACAGAUAAUGUUGCCUUAUCAGGGAGUAAAAGGCCCACAGGGGCUCAAAAUCCCUGAAUGCCAUAAGGGGCCUAUGGGAAUGUCUUCCCCAGGAGACUUCUGUCUCUUCCUGUUGGCCCCAGGCAAGGGUCAUUAGUCCUUGAAAUCGGGACAGCCAGUUGUGUUUGGCUAUGGUGACACCCUUUCCUUGCCUUCAGUCUCUUACCUUUUUUUAAAGGAUUGCUUGUAGGAUUUUUUUUAUAACAAAAUUUUAAAGAAAAUAGCCUAAUGUUUAUAUAAAGUUUGUAGAAAUUGUUUUGAAAUAAUAAAAAAAAUAAUCUACUUUUUUAA
Molecule: messenger RNA, 1504 nt
Organism: Pseudopipra pipra
Lineage: Eukaryota; Metazoa; Chordata; Aves; Passeriformes; Pipridae
Gene: SDC4
Product: syndecan 4
Exons: 5
Coding region: 90-698 (202 amino acids)
Biological process (GO): cell migration
Cellular component (GO): membrane; cell surface
Source: RefSeq, a predicted model, not a curated record